Cyclocybe aegerita is the source of this 1143-nucleotide messenger RNA. The record is from the annotation of a GenBank genome assembly. NCBI's taxonomy places the organism in Eukaryota, Fungi, Basidiomycota, Agaricomycetes, Agaricales, Hemipholiotaceae.
AUGUCGUCCUCGAAGUCAUCCGGCCCACUUGACGAGCAGAAGAAGGCAAACGGACAUCGUAGUCACGACCACGAUCAUGAGGAGCAUUCUCAUUCACACUCGAUAUUCGGUCAUUCACACUCUCAUGGUGAAGAUGGGCAUACACACGACGCAGAGCAAAUUAUUGCAGCGCUAAAGGGGUCCGGCGAUCGUGGCAGCUAUAUUACAUUAGUCGGACUGUUCUCCAAUAUCGCGUUAACAGGUGCCAAAGGUCUAGCAGGUUGGUAUAUGCACUCUGCCUCACUACUAGCAGAUGCUGGUCAUUCCAUGAGUGACCUUCUUGGUGACUUUGUCACUCUCUUCUGCUGGCGCCUAUCCCGUAAACCUCCUUCUGAACGAUACCCCUACGGUUUUGCGAAAUUCGAAACGCUCGGCACGACUACUAUCUCAAUACUGCUCAUUGGCGGUGCCCUUGGCAUCGGAUUCCACUCAUACCACCUCCUCAUUGUGGCACUCAGCGAAACGGCAUUAACACUUCCACCUGGACCUCUGCAGGAGUUCUUGCAAUGGGCCACAUCCAGUGCGCCUAUUCCAAAAGUUGGCCAUGGCCAUGUCCAUGCUGUAGACCCUAACGCCGCCUGGUUCGCCGCUGUCAGUGUACUUGCGAAGGAAUGGCUAUAUCGGAUCACCAAGGUUGUCGCCGACGAAGAAAAGAGCCCCGUCCUUCUUGCAAACGCGGUUCACCACCGGAGCGACGCGUAUUCAAGCCUGGUGGCGCUCUUUGCCAUCUUAGGCACCUGGUUCUUCCCGGCGUUUCCUCUGGACCCUAUUGGCGGACUCAUCGUUUCACUUGUCAUCCUACGACAAGGUCUUGGUUUGUUCGCAGGAGCGUGGGGAGAUCUUACCGACGCAGACCAACCGUCAGAAAAGCAGAAUGGUUCAGCGGUUGAUACCCUGCCGUCACUAGUGUCAAUCAGCCAGCUUCGUGCCCGGAAGGCUGGGUCCAUGAUGUUCGUUGACCUUAUCGCCGAAGUCUCUGGGUCAGUCACCGUGUCGCACGCGACAACACUAGAGGAGAAAAUUGGGAACACACUCAAGAAUGCGAGAAAAGAAAUCAAGGAGGUACGAGUAACAUUCCGCCCCACACAUGUGCGGUCAGACUAG